Closterium sp. NIES-67 is the source of this 3048-nucleotide messenger RNA. Lineage: Eukaryota; Viridiplantae; Streptophyta; Zygnematophyceae; Desmidiales; Closteriaceae. The record is from the annotation of a GenBank genome assembly.
AGAUCUGUGGAGGGUGGGGGGAUGGGAGGCAGGGAGGCCGAAGGGAGAGCAGCGAGAGCCAGGGCCGUUGCCCUGCAGAAGUGGCUGGAGGAAGGAUAUGCCCUCUUGCACGGUGGUACUGGGGGAGGUGCUGCUGCUGGCACUGCUGCUGGUACUGCUGGUGGUAGUGCUGGUGGUACUGGUGGUGGUACUGGCUGGUGGUGGUGGUGGUGGUGGUGGUGGUUCUGCUGGGAGCCAUGGUGACGAUGCUAGUGCUGAUGCUGUUGCUGGUGGUGCCGGAGUAGGAUCAGCAGCGCAAAGAACAGGAGCAGCAGCAGAAGCAGCAGCGCCGGUCAGGCCAGCAGCAGCAGCAGCAGCAGAGCUUACGCCAUCUGGAAACGACUCGUUCUUGCAAGUGCCGUUUCUAGACGUGGAGCAGAUCCCAGAGGGGCGGAGGUCGGCUGUAGCAUCAGCUGUAGCCCGGGAGAUGUGGACAGCAGGUGCCGCCCAUGUCGUGGUGGAGCUCUGCCGCCAGGUAACCCCUUCCCCACUAGCUGCCGAGCUUGGCCGGCCAGUGCUGCCCUGGACGGCCCAUGAUGACGCCUGGCACUUUCCUGCUGCUGCUCCUGCUGCAGCUGCUGCUUCGUCCUCUGCCAGUGGUGGUGCUGCUGCUAUUGGUGCUACUUCGUUUCCUCGUGGGGGUGCUGCUGCUACUGGUGCUACUUCGUUUCCUCGUGGGGGUGCUGCUGCUACUGGUGCUACUUCGUUUUCUCGUGGGGGUGCUGCUGCAAGUGCUGCUGCGAGUGCGCUUGGUGCUGCUGAUAGUGCUGCUGGCAACAGUGCUAGGAAUGAGAUGGGUCGUGCCACCAGGAGACAAAAAAAUGGUGGUGGUGGUGGUGCUGCUGGUGGCAGUGGCGGUGGUGGUGGACUAAACGUGGGACGAAUGAGGUAUACACGAGGGAGGUCAGAAAUCGAUGUUUUUCGGAGAGCUCACGGUGCCAUGAAGGGAGUAAAUGCUGGGGUAUGGAGCAAUGGAGAGCGUGGGAACGAGAAUGCUGAUAUAGAGCACUGGAGGUGGGAGAGAAAGGGGAGUGAGAAAUCAGGCCAGGGUGAGACGAAGAGGGAGGCAUGUGACAGGGAGAUGGAGGACGGGGGGGCGGCAUGGGGGGUAGAGAGAGGAAGGAGAAGUAAGAGAGAGGGUAGGAGAAGCCGCUGGACAGUGAGCAGUGCAGGUGCAAACCAUAUAUCUUUUACGGGUGCAUCGGGGCCAGAUGUUGUGGGCAGAGACAGGGGAGUACGCCUCAGUGGAGACGGUGUGGUUGGUGCUGGAGACAGCAUGGCUGGUGCUGGAGACAUGGUGGCAGGCGCAGCUAUGGGCAGUGGUGCUGCAUGGGGGAUUGCGGGGUCUGGUGCGCGGUUAAGUCAGGAGGAAGCAGAGGCGUACAGCCGCGUGAUGAAGGCAGUGGUUCAGCUCAACGAGCAUCAGCGCAGAGUGGUUGCCAGAAAUAGCAGCAGCAGCAGCAGCAGUGGUAACAGCAGCAGUGGUCGGAGCAAUAACAGCAGCAGCAGCAGCAGCAAUCACAGAAUUGCACCAUCGGAGGAGGCUGGUUUGGAUGCAGUUACCUCGGACCUGCUGCUUCAGCAGCACUUGGGGCUGGCAGAGCAUGCAGCUGGGGAGAGCAGCCAGCAGCGUGAUCUUGUGCAUCUAGCCUCCCAGGCCCCCUUGGCCCAGCAGCGCCUCGUGGCGUCCCACUCGGGCCUGAUCCGCUCCAUCGCGCGCCGCUUCUUUGGCCACGGCGUGUCUCUCUCCGACCUUUACCAUGCGGGGGUGGGGGCUUUGCUCCGCGCAGCAGCCACGUACAACCCCGCGCUCCAUCCCUCAACCAGAUAUGACACAACAAACGAGGCUCCUACAUCUUCAGCCAAAGGCGCACGGGGGGGAUUGGAGAAGGGAGAGCCGAGGACGUGGGAGGAGGACGAGUAUGGCAUGAGAAAGGGCCGGCUGUGGGCGCUGCCAGGGAUGAGGGGGAAAGCGGGUGCAGGGGGUGCGGGAGGAAAGGCGGAGGGCGGGAGAGCAGUGAAGAAGGGGAUGCGAAUAGUGGAUGAAGGGCCAGGCGAGAGGGUGGGUGAAGAGUCUGUUGAGAUGCAACCAGAGCAACUGCAGCCGGGGAAACAGGGGCAGCAGGGGCAGCUAGGGCAGGGACAAGCGGAGCAAGGCCUGCUAGCAGGGGCAACACGGAGCCAUGGAAGAGUUGAGCACAGGGACGGGCUGCAGGAGGAGCAACAGCAAGCCAUGUCGUUCUCAUCCUGGGCCAGCCGUCUGGUCUACCAGACCCUGCAGCAGGAGGUGUGGCGCCGCUCGCCUGUCUUCUCCUUCCCGCGCUACGCUUACUUCCAAUACGCCGAGAUAUCCGCUGCCUACGCUUCGUUCCGCAAGCAGCAUUCCCGGGAGCCGUCCCUCAAGGAGCUCGCAGCUGCAACCAGCCUCUCGCCCCAACGGAUUGUGACUGUAUCGAGGGCCAUGAGGCGAGUCAAGAACCCACUCUCCUUCGACGUCUCUUCUCUCCCUAAUCGCACGCACACCGAGACCUUCUCCCGGGACAAGGCGGACCCCUGGCAGCAUCUGUUGGACUCAGAGCACCUGGUCCUCCUCUCACACGCCCUCUCUUCCCUCGACCCCCACCGCCGCAUCAUUUUGGAGCUUCGGUUUGGUCUGAGAGGGCCGAGACAGGUCUCACAAGAGGAGAUUGCUGCAGCGUUGGGAAUGACCUUAAAGAUGGUGUCUUACUUAGAGGUAUCAGCAUUGCGUCAACUAAGGAGAGCAUGCAUAGACAGUAUAACCCAUGACAAUUAUUAGAAGUUUUUAUCAUCUUGAAGCUGUUUGUCUUGCUUAUGUUGUUCCAAGUCCUCCAUUAUUGGUAUUAGAAAGUGGAGCUGAAUUGAAAGUAUGAUGUGUGGUAAAUGUUAUGAAAUUAUUUUGCACAUAAUUCUUCAGGGGAGCAUGACUACAAGACAGGGCCUCAGAUUGCAGGCUUUUAUCCUGAUUCAGGAUAAAAUCAGGGCUUUUUU